This is a messenger RNA of Stegastes partitus (bicolor damselfish), 3173 nucleotides long. It is a transcript of the gene trim59, whose product is annotated as tripartite motif containing 59. The record is from RefSeq and is a predicted model, not a curated record. The transcript has 5 exons. NCBI's taxonomy places the organism in Eukaryota, Metazoa, Chordata, Actinopteri, Pomacentridae. The coding region runs from base 500 to 1900 and encodes 466 amino acids. Gene Ontology annotation, molecular function: ubiquitin protein ligase activity; zinc ion binding. Gene Ontology annotation, biological process: protein monoubiquitination.
GCCUCCGUUUCCGGCAACGGUUGAGCUUGUGUUCAAAUCCAGAAAGUGGAACCUGAUUGGUCAGGAUGACCGUUUGUCCGCAUGCGUGGUACGGAAAAUGAAAAUGGUGCAUUUGGAUACAGUCGGAAAAAUAGCACUUCAUGACAGACACGUAAAACAAAAGACGGUAUAUGAAACUUAAAUAUGUCGUCAAUGCGUAGCACAUACAAACGAGUCAAAACCCUCAUGUUUUUAAAUAAUCAAAUUCUAGAGCGAAAAUAUUUCGUAGUUAAACAUAAAACGUGCGCACUGACGUUAAUUUUCGUACAGAAGUGGUGCUUUACACAAUAACGCCUGAAAACACGACAUGUCGGUAUUUUUAGCGUAUUUUCUACACAAGCAAGCACUUUCAAAAGCUACUACGUUCCCGUGUUUCAACCUGCUGCCUCUUUUAGAUUCUGUACUUUACUGAGUGCACCUGAAGGCGGCACGACAAGGAACAGGAAAUAAAGGCUCUGUUAUGGACAGACGCUUUUGCUCCGAGCAGACGGUGCAACACGUAGCUUUUCAUCCAUCCUGCUGUCCUGCCAGAUCUUGUUUCCCCCCUCAAACCCUCAGUCCUGAGCCUGAGUUUCUAGUCUCCAUCAUGGACAACCUGGAGGAGGACCUGACGUGCUCUGUGUGCUACUCUCUGUUCUCGGACCCGCGAAUCCUGCCGUGUUCACACACCUUCUGCAAGAGCUGCCUGGACAACUUGCUCCAGGUGUCGACCAACUAUUCCAUCUGGCGUCCGCUUCGCCUGCCGCUAAAAUGCCCCAACUGUCGCAGUGUGGUGGAGCUGCCCCCGACGGGCGUGGACGGUCUGCCCUCCAACGUGUCCCUGAGGGCCAUCAUCGAGAAAUACCAGAGGGACAGUGAGCCGCGACCCCCGUCCUGCCCGGUGCACCACAAGCAGUCCUUAAACAUUUACUGUAUCCAGGACCGGCAGCUGAUCUGUGGGCUGUGUCUGACUGUUGGGGAGCACCAGGGCCAUCCCAUAGAUGACCUGCAGGCAGCUUUCAUCAGAGAAAAACAGACUCCAUCGCUGCUGCUGGCCAGACUCUCUGAGCAGAGACAGGCACAGGUGUGUGAGGUCGGGGAGCAGCUAGAGCAGGAGAAGGCCCGCUGUGAGGGUCUGGUGAGGCAGGACCGGCAGGAAGUCAAUCAGUUUUUUAAGGCGCUGGAGGCGACGCUGGCCAAGAAGAGACAAGCUUACCUGGAGGCUCUCGAUAAAGCUGGUGCAGAGGUGUCACAGGCCUACGACCCGCUCAUCCACAGAGUGAAGGAGCUACAGGAAGAACAGCUGGACCUGGUGUCCUUGGGCCUAUCGGUGCAGGAGGAAGACUCGCCACUGGUCUUCUUGGAGCAGGUGCAUUUGUUCCGAGAGAGGGUGGAGGAGUGUUUACAAACCCCUCUGCCCUCUGUGAUAAACCUCUCUGUCACGCCGCGAGCAGCAGAGCACCUUCAGCAGCACUGGCCCGCUGUGACCAUCGGGAGGCUGGAGGAGGCUCCUGUUCCUAAACUCUGCUGCUGCUCCAGACGUUGCUGUCCGGAGGCAGGAGACGAUCGGCCAAACCGAGACACGUGGGGCGAGCUGCAGCCCACUGCGUCGGCCGUGCUGCUGGGGCUGCUGCUGCUGCUGCUGCUGCUGUGGGCGAACCCGGUCGGAGGGGCGUCGCUCGGCUUCUCCCUGCUGUCCCGGCUCAGUCAGGUCGUCCACGGCCUCAGCAGCGAACUCACCACAUCUGUCUGGGACAUGGCAGCGUCGGCGUACACGACGGUGGAGGCGGCUGUAGGAGGAUGGAGCUCACAGCUCUCUUCAGCGGGGGAUACGGUCUUUCAGCAGCUGGCUGUCUUAUUUGAAACUCUGACGUCCCGCUAAAAGAAGCCAAAGCAGAGUCCUGAACUUUUAUGUAGAAGCUAAUUAACUCUCAAAACUGUGAAGAUCUGAUUUUGCUCUCAGCUUCACAAUAGAGACUAAAACCAUCAUUGAAUCUUCUUGUGUUACAGCAGAUUCAAUGGACCCCAACACAUUUCAGCUGCUUCUCCUGGACUGAAUGAGCUCUGCUUUGUUUUAUUAUUACUUCUCAGCAUUUUAAUCGACUCUUCUUGAUCAAAAGAUCUUAUACAACUUAACUAAAACACAUUUAGAGAAAUAAUACACUCACAAUGGCCACAUUUUAAAUGAUUAAACCAUCACAUAUGCAUGUGAGGGUUGGAUUUUUAGCUUUAGUCUCACUUUAAAGAUUCCUAGAAGUCAUAUGAAGGCCUGGGGAAGGCGUCGGAUAUGACUUGUUCAUUUCCUUGCUUGAGAACUGCACAGAUAACUUUUUAAAAACACUAAGUACUUUAAGUUUAGAUAGCUGUAAGUCUUUAUGUAUUGAAAUGUGUUAUGAACAAGUGCUAUGCUCCUCUUUGGAGGUGUGUUAUUAUGGAUUACAAUGAUACUACCUUCAUAAGCAUUUAUUGCAUCAGACACUAAUUGCAAAGUUUGGAAAGGCGGUUCAUGUGGUGUCUCUUAAGUCACCUUUCCAAUCAGCCUCGGUAGCUUUCCCGCUGUGUCAGAGCUCGAGACGUCAGCGCAGCCACACGUGUAUCUCCUUACACAAGACUGUUUACAGUGACUGGAGCAGUAUGUGAAAUUUAGAGCCUGCUGAGUGGAACCAGACACACAGUGGACCCAACUUAAAGCCUUCACAGAUCAUGUUGCAGAGAUGCGGAGGGGUUCUCUUACUGUGCCUUCAGCCAUCAUGCCUUUACCUCGGCCCACUUAAUAGCUUUAUGGUUAACUCCACCAGGACCAAUAUGUCUUCCUUAGGACACUGCCUUUUUUUUUUUUUUUUUCAUAAAUGGUGCACUGAUUUACAGUCUGCUUUAAAAGUUGUUACAGCUUUUGCUUUACCAGCACUAUUCUGCAUCCCACAAAUGUUACUUUAUUUUACUCAGUUUAGCAGCACAGCUCUUUACUGAAACAUCAGCUGCUUUCCUCAACAUUACGUGAUGCAACCUGGGAUUUGACAUGCUGCUGAAAAGAAAUCUGAACAAAUGGCAUUUUGAAACAAUGUCACACUCCUAAUGAAUGUUGUAGCAUUUGUUCUUUUUAUAAACUUUGGAAUUACUGUAUUUUAAACAUGUAAUAAAGUUUUUUGACUUUA